GGGGCCCGGCCGGUAGGGUGCGGCCACCCCUCUCUCGCUCCCUCCCCUCCACAGCCUCCCUAGUGGUCGCGUCCGGCUCCAGCUGACCGGCCUGGAAUCCCGGCUGGGAGCCCCGCGCCCCCCCGCCCACCGCUCCCGCCGCCCAGCGCACCGGCCCCGCCAUGGGAGACGCCGGCAGCGAGCGCAGCAAGGCGCCCAGUCUGCCACCGCGCUGCCCCUGCGGCUUCUGGGGAGAAGCUCCUGCCUGGCAUAUUGAGCUGCUCCAGAAGGUCUAACCCAUAAGCAGUCCAGCAAGACUAUGAAUCUCUGUUCCAAAUGCUUUGCUGAAAAAAGAAAUCCACACAACGAAAAAGAUUUCCAGAAGAAGCAGCCAGAUGAUGACUCUACUCCCAGCACAAGCAACAACCAGUCAGAUUUGUUCUCUGGAGAAACGAAUAGUGACAACAGCAAUACCUCUCUAACCACACAGGCCGCUAAUUCCAACCAGCAACUUUUGACAGAACUGAAUGUGACUUCACCGAGCAAAGAGGAAUGUGGGCCAUGCACAGGUACAGCUCAUGCCUCAUUAACCACACCAACCAAAAGAUCUUGCGACUCAGAUUCACAGUCGGAGAGUGAGGCUUCUCCUGUGAAACGGCCACGGCUACUGGAUGACAGUAACGACAGGCCCGAAGAAACCAGUCGAUCCAAACAGAAGAGUAGACGCCGAUGCUUCCAGUGCCAAACAAAACUGGAGCUAGUACAGCAGGAACUGGGAUCAUGUCGCUGUGGUUAUGUGUUCUGUAUGUUACAUCGCCUGCCUGAACAACAUGACUGCACGUUUGACCACAUGGGACGUGGGCGUGAGGAAGCCAUUAUGAAAAUGGUGAAACUGGAUCGGAAAGUAGGGAGAUCUUGCCAGCGCAUUGGCGAAGGAUGUUCCUGAGUGCAAGACUGCAACCAAAUGCUGUUCUCUUAGUUCACUAAUGUUAGCCUUAUUUAGGACAAAGUCAGCCAGACACCUUGUACUAGGCAAGUUUCAGACUACAGCCAAUCAGUUUCCUUUCUUUAGCCAACCGUCCUGGUACUGUAGUUUAGGGGUUGAUGGUGGUUGAAAUUGAUUUCUGGCUGGUUACUAAGGUGCCUGCUAGCCACCGUAUUCAAACAAACAAACAAACAAAAAACAUGAAGAAAUAUUAUUUUUGAGCAUGGCUAGUGGAUUUAAACAAAACAAGAAAAAUCCAAAGGCUUCUUGUUACUGCUGGAGUCACUCUAAAAGCCUUAUGCUGGAAACAUUCCAGCUGCAGAGUUAAAACAAAUAGUUAUAUAGAAGCUGGUGUAAAAGUUUGCUAUGCACAUGGCUUUUGGACAAACUGUUUAAUGUGCAGCCUUUCACUUCUUCAUUGCUAGUGAAUCCUGAGGAGGUGAAAUACUACUGAGAGCAGCAACUGCAGCUGCUUAAGCCCAGAAGACCUGACUGGUCACUCGUGCCUUCAUCGCGUGUGGCUUUUGAGUUAGGCAGUGUCACCAGCAUCAGGGAUUCUGUUGGGGUAGGAACAUCUUUCUGGUUCUUCCCAGGAAGCCAAAAAAGAAAAGGGGACAGAGAUUCUUAUGAAAAAUUUUUAUAUCUAUCUUACUAUAGAGAACCUAUCAGGGUUUGGUUGUGGGUUUUUUUUGUUGUUGUUGUUCAUUUGGUUUUUUUCCUUCUCAGUUAAAUUAUGACCUCACUUUAAAGCCAACUCCAUCCCAGAGCAGUAAAUGGUGCAUACUUUUUACAUGGCAUCCACAGAGAUUCUAUGAGUUAUGUGAACAGAUUACGCAUAACUUAAGCAGUGCAGCCAUUCCCACCGCCCGAAACCUGAUUGGCUCUUGUUUGCCUUUUGCUAAGUGCAGGUAUCUGAUAAUUGAUCAAAUAAGGCUAAUUCACAGCACAGUAGCCAUGGCUGGAUUCUACAGACUGACUUUCUGUAGCUAGAGUUAUAUAUUGGGGAAAAAAAAAAAGGACAUUUUGUAGCAAACGGAAUUCAGUAACAGUAUUGGGGAACAACCGGUAAAAAAACACCCUUUAUCAGAUGAGUUUGUGUUCCUCACUGCCAGAGUGUCAAUGAGAUAAUCAAAUGGGCUCUGUCAGCCCUCUUUCUAUGCAGCUGAAUGCUCCCAUGAAAAUCUCUGCCCACAUCGAUUGCAAAGCAAGCAAAGCAAGCAUAGCAAGUGAAUGUGAAAAGCAUUACAUGGAGUAGGAUGCUUUGGAUCCGUUUCCACCUGCGGUUCUGUGUUACGGUGUCACGCUGAGCUGAGCGGGAUUGCACCAGGCUUGUCAGUUUGGACGCACGAAACAGCAAACAUAAUAAUGGGCACAUCUCCUGCUGCACACAAGGAUUUGUACUGAUGUGGCCCAGCUUAAUCCUGAGUGAAUUUAGCUUCUCAGUCUAUUAGUAAGGUAUUAACAAUCAGGGAAAGUUGUUAGAAAACCUGAGGGAGGGAAAUACUUUUGUUGCAUCUUCAAAUACUGGGCAGAUAGGGUGAAGUAACAUGUCACGUGAAAAACCCCAGCGUUUUAGGACUAAACUUGUAUGAGUCAUCCUCUGUUCUAUAUGUUACAGGUAACUAACUCCUUACAGGCCAAAUUAUAUUGUUACUUUGCUAGCCAGCUAGGAGCAUUUAACAAGGAGACAACUAAUUUAAAAAAAAGAAAA
Molecule: messenger RNA, 2675 nt
Organism: Dryobates pubescens (Downy woodpecker)
Lineage: Eukaryota; Metazoa; Chordata; Aves; Piciformes; Picidae
Gene: ZFAND3
Product: zinc finger AN1-type containing 3
Exons: 8
Coding region: 299-925 (208 amino acids)
Molecular function (GO): DNA binding; zinc ion binding
Source: RefSeq, a predicted model, not a curated record